This is a messenger RNA of Metarhizium robertsii ARSEF 23, 1263 nucleotides long. RefSeq names its product Helix-loop-helix DNA-binding domain protein. The transcript has a single exon. The record is from RefSeq and is a predicted model, not a curated record. The coding region runs from base 1 to 1263 and encodes 420 amino acids. Lineage: Eukaryota; Fungi; Ascomycota; Sordariomycetes; Hypocreales; Clavicipitaceae. Gene Ontology annotation, molecular function: protein dimerization activity.
AUGCCUCGACCGGCCCUUCCGCCAACCCCUGGCUCUUCCACAGAUAUCAAGGGACAGGAUGGCGCCCAGCAGCUCUCAUCGAUACAUCUUUCUUUUGAAUUACCUCCACCUGCAAUUCAUGAUGCUUCACGCAUUUCACCCACCAAACCCAAGCACACCUCACCUGCUCGGACAGCGUCUUAUCCAGCCACGCUAACCUCGUCUUCCCCGCGGACCAUAUAUCCGUUACAGGCUGCCGAGACGGUCAAAUCACGCCGUCGAUCGUCUGCCGCCAAGGACACCAAGGACGAAUCCUCCUUUACUCUCCCUCCUCCACCCACUCGAUCACGAAAGAUUAUCCAAAUGAAGCCCCGAGCACAGGAGGAAGCAGCGACCGAGGUCUCAUCGACGAAAGGCUCUGGCAAGGUCGGAGGCAAGGGAGCCAUUGGAGCGGCAAAGACGGCAGCUAACAAGAACAAUGCGACCGCCGAUGCUGGUGGGGCUCAGGGAAAGAAGAAGCAACCUAGCGCCACGAGUGCUGCUGGACGCAAGAUUGCCAGGAAAACUGCCCACAGUCUGAUUGAAAGACGACGUCGCAGUAAGAUGAAUGAAGAGUUUGCCGUCCUCAAAAGCAUGAUUCCUGCCUGUACGGGCGAAAUGCACAAGCUCGCCAUUCUCCAGGUCAGUUCGGCCAACUGGGAACGCCGGCGCCGCCACGGUCGCAAUGCCAACCCACUAACACAUCGUUUACAGGCUUCAAUUGAUUAUGUUAGAUACCUUGAAGAUUGCGUUGCUAAGCUCAAGGCUCAACAUGGGGACAAGGGCAGGGAACAGGCCGCACACAACCCACUGCCUUCGAUCCGUGACUUUCAUCCAACGUUUCACGCAGACCCCUCCGGCGACGUAGACAUGUCCGACUCGGACACAGCGUCGCCUCUCUUCACAGCCCAGCCCGACCACGCACACCCGCCAAUCUCACCCGGUCUGCAACCAGAUGAUGCUCAGCACCGAAAGCAGUCAUAUUCAUCCGUGUCUACUGACCAGCGACACUAUAGCUUCAGCACAUCAGCCGGAGCCUCUCCUGCAUUUGGGCCCCAGCCGCACGCCGUCUACUCACAAAGCAGCGCAUCUGGGUCGACGCUCACAAGCCCGGCCCUGAACCCGCAGUCCGAUCUUGACCAGGAAGCCUCUGCCGCGUUGUUAAUGUUGAAUAACGACAGACGUGGCACCAAUCCCGCCCUCAACGCCCGGGGCUUGUCGGUCCGAGACCUGCUCAGCACUUAG